AUGCUUCCACUCAAAGAUACUGAAAUGCAUAACGAAACGAAUGAUGAACAGAAACAAGAACCGAUGGCUGAAGUGGAGGAUGAUGAACGAGGGCACAUUCUCGAGAUAUUCAAAGAAGCUGAAGUCAAUCUGACCAGCGAUCAAAUAGAGGCCCUACCUACCUGGUCUCAAGUCCAAGAAGUCGUAGGAACCCAUCCAUACAUUCUCAAUCUGGAAAGUUGUGCCAGAUAUCGCGAACUCGUUCCGCCAUUGGAACGCAUGUUGGGAUCGGCUGGAUCCUUCAAUACAGGAACCAAUCUUGUGACUCAUCUCUUGAAACAGAAUUGUGAAAUUCCCGAGCGAAGAGAAAAGUGUGGGCCUCAUGAGUCGAAGGAAUGUUAUGGCAUGCGAUGGCAAGUCCCUUGGGGCAAGCACACACCGGCAAAGUUUCGUAAUCAACAUGCCACUGAGAAAGCUCAGAAAAUCAAAAAGGAAUAUAUUCUACCAGUAGUGACAAUGCGAAACCCAUAUUCCUGGUUCAAAUCAAUGUGUCACAAUUCAUAUGCUGCUCGGUGGAGACAUGGGAAACAAGACACGAACUGUCCGAAGUUGAAGGAUCCAGACGUACAAAGGUGGAAUCCCGUCACGGUUCGCUACGGCGAGGGACGAGAAGACGACCACGCGUCAUUGGCGCACAUGUGGAACGACUGGUAUGGCUACUACCUGAACGACGCCGAUUAUCCAUAUGUCGUGGUUCGAAUGGAGGACUUGGUCUUUUAUCCAAAAGAAACCAUUCGGCAGGUUUGCGAAUGCGCAGGUGGUAAGAUUCGAACGGACCAGCCCUUCAAGUUUGUCGUCGAGUCGGCCAAGAAGGACAGCCCUGGGCAUGACAAGACUACUGGAAUCUACGAGGCAUGGAUCAAGUAUUCCAAACCGGCUCCAGCAAUGGGAGGUUUCGCCGAAGCGGAUUUUCUGGAUUCGCAAGAGGCUCUGAAUCGGACAUUGAUGAAGUUGAUGGGGUAUCGCCAUCCGCCAGCAGCAUAG
Cylindrotheca closterium is the source of this 1023-nucleotide messenger RNA. NCBI's taxonomy places the organism in Eukaryota, Bacillariophyta, Bacillariophyceae, Bacillariales, Bacillariaceae. The record is from the annotation of a GenBank genome assembly.